Messenger RNA from Ostertagia ostertagi, 852 nucleotides. Lineage: Eukaryota; Metazoa; Nematoda; Chromadorea; Rhabditida; Trichostrongylidae. The record is from the annotation of a GenBank genome assembly.
AUGAAUAACAACGCGCGACCGCAGCAAAUAGACCAACUCGCAUACGGGCCAAAUUGGACGUGGGAGCAUAACUUCGACCCUUCAUUCAUCGAACCAUGUUUUCCUUCUGUACUUAAUCAUACCAAGUCAUGGGAAGACGUGUUCGCGGAUAGUCCUGCAAACGUGGAUGGAAUUCAUUUUAUAAAGGAAAUUUUUGUUAACGACCGACAUUCCCAAAAACCAGAUCCAGUGAAUCCGGAAUCACCGAAAAUUGUGGAGCCUCGACAAAAAUUUCAACGAUUUCGUGCGAAGAAGUUCAUUUGCGAUGAGUGUGAUCGCUCCUUCACUAUGAAGCAGAAUGUUCAACAGCAUUUUUCUUUCAGUACCACCAUCCAAUGGAGCCAAGAAAAAAACGAUGCGCGUUGCUCGAAACGAUGUCCAGUGUACAAAGUGGUAGAUAAGGCUAAUGACGGUGAUCUUUCACCUACAGAACAGGAACGGAACCGUCGACCAUUCAAGUGUGAGCAUUGCGGCAUGGAAUUCGGUCGUGCAGGAGGACUGCGACGUCAUGAUAUGAUGGUGCAUCAGCAAAAGAAGCAUGCAUGCCCUUAUGAAGGGUGUAGUCAUCCCGGAUAUAAAUGUACUAAAGCUUUAGCUGCUCAUAUCCGUUCUGUACAUACACUUGACAGGCCAUUCGCUUGUCUAUUUUGUGAAAGGACAUUUGUUCGCAAGAACGAUCUGAAAGUUCAUGAGUUGACUCAUUCAACUCAGUGCGAGUUCAUAUGUGCUAAAUGCAAUAAUUGUGAGUUGGACGGCUCUAUGCAGUUAGCCAGCACUACUGUUACUCGUUUACUUUCAUUUUUUUCGGAUUAG